AUUUCAUCGCUUAUUACACUCACAAAGCAACCAAACACACAAAAAUCACUCGAGAAAAAAGCUUAAACUAAAGUCGGAGUUCAUAAAAAGAGAGGGAAAAAGAAAAUGGCAUCUCACAAUCAGAGCUAUAGAGCUGGUGAAACCAAGGGACGAGCUGAGGAGAAAACUAAUCAAGCGAUGGGUACAAUGGGGGAGAAGGCCCGAGAAGCAAAGGAGAAAACAUACGAGACAGGGCGGGCCGUAAAGGACAAGGCCCAUGGAGCAGCGGACUCAACAAAAGAAUGGGCCUCAGAUACGGCCCAAGCGGGGCGUGAGAAGGCCCAAACGGGAAAAGAAACGACGGGAGGGAUUCUGGAGCAGACAGGAGAGAAAGUGAAGAGCAUGGCACAAGGAGCAGCGGAAGCAGUUAAAAGCACUUUUGGUAUGGCCUCCCAGAAUGAUGAUGAUGUGGACAAAGGCACUACCGAUAACACCACUUAUCGUAGGGUUUAGUUCGUAAAUUCGGAAUCUAACUGUUCGUCCGAAAUGUAGUAGUAGUUGUCUUUGUUUUUUAUUUGGUUCGUGUUUUGUUUUCUUUUUGUUUGUUUGUUGUAAUGUUGAAGAAAAUGCUUCCUCCCUUUUUGUUGGAGAAGGUGUUUGUAUUUUGUUUUCAACUUUGAAUAAUAACAUCCUUUCAUCUCUUUA
Messenger RNA from Cucumis melo (muskmelon), 684 nucleotides. Its product is annotated as late embryogenesis abundant protein D-7. The transcript has 2 exons. Bases 106 to 492 code for a protein of 128 amino acids. The record is from RefSeq and is a predicted model, not a curated record. Lineage: Eukaryota; Viridiplantae; Streptophyta; Magnoliopsida; Cucurbitales; Cucurbitaceae.